Aspergillus steynii IBT 23096 is the source of this 1770-nucleotide messenger RNA. Its product is annotated as transcription factor TFIIIB subunit BDP1. The record is from RefSeq and is a predicted model, not a curated record. NCBI's taxonomy places the organism in Eukaryota, Fungi, Ascomycota, Eurotiomycetes, Eurotiales, Aspergillaceae. Gene Ontology annotation, molecular function: RNA polymerase III general transcription initiation factor activity; TFIIIC-class transcription factor complex binding. Gene Ontology annotation, biological process: transcription by RNA polymerase III; RNA polymerase III preinitiation complex assembly. Gene Ontology annotation, cellular component: transcription factor TFIIIB complex. Bases 1 to 1770 code for a protein of 589 amino acids. The transcript has 2 exons.
AUGAAGUCCUUCUCUAGCUCUGCCAUCAAUAAGUCGGGCAAGAAAUUUGCCCCCAAGGCGCCCGUCCGACGCGCUGCGCCAGCUCCUCCUCGACGUCCCAGCGUUGCAUCUCAGCCCUCGGCUUCACAGACUCCUCAGCCUGUGACCGAGACAGCCACCCCCGAACCCGCUUCGACAGCUCCGAUCGCGGAAUCUUCCGCUCCUGUCGAGACAGCAACCCCCGAGCCGUCGGCGACUCAGACGGCCAAUGUGAAGCCAUCUUCGUCGGCACCUGCGACGGCCAUCCCGAUCCCUCGCCCGACAAAAAGGCCUUCCGUUUCUGCAGCGACUCCCGCUAUCUCUCAUGAGGCUCCCGCGCCUUCUCAGCCGUCUCAGCCGACUCAAUCGACUCAACCCUCCCAGCCCUCUCAGCCUUCCCCGCCCCCGCCUAGCGCCUCUCCUAUAAACCCCACCCCGCUGCCUUCGGUGACAGAUGCAGCUGAGAAACAGAUUCGGAACGAUGCUCCUGUGAACGAGCCUGAACAAUCCGAUAGCCCUAAUGACCGCGGAAGAUCCUUAGCGCCCGAGUCGCGCAGUGUUUCCGUUUCCGAAGCACCUACGGAAAUUCGACCCGUAAAACGCGCCAAAACUACGUCAGACAAUGAGCCCGCGACCACUACGGAGACACGGCCUUCGAUUGAGACACCCCAGCUCAUUACACCACCCGCAACGCAGACCCCGGCGGCAGAGUCUACGACGGAAAGCCAGGAUAACUCCGAACCACCUGCUGCUACCGAACCGACCCGGAAGACUACGAAACCAAGGAAAAGAAAGGCACCUAAGGAUGAAAGCACCGCGACAAAAACAAGGGAGAAAAAACCACGGGCCCGCAAGCAGCGCGAACCGACUCCCGAGGGCUCUGAACAAGUUGAGAUCGCUCCAGCAGUUAUCAAAAUGUCGGAACUGUGCAAGGAUCUGCGCACGGGAAAGAAGUCUAAACGAGAGACCGAACUUCGCAAGCUAGAACAGGCCGAGCAGGAACGCAAGCAGGCGGCGCAACAGGAAGGUGCAGAAGAAGAGCCGCCUGCAGUUAAAGAGAAGGAAAAUGCCAGCGAGCCUCCAGUACUGGAGAGCGGGGGUGAUCAAUCCCAAUCUGGCCCAGUGAUGAGAAUUGUGAAUGGAGAAAUUGUGCUCGAUACUUCAUCUCUGCAGGUUGACCGGCACGCUGCAGCAGCGAAGAGCUAUGGAGACUUGGAGGAUGUGGUGGAGAAUUCGUUUACGCGCAAGAUCAAUCAGUCUACCUACGGAAAGCGCACGAAAACCGAAUCUUGGGACGAGGACUUGACGGAUCUUUUUUACCGAGGACUGCGCAUGUUCGGCACGGAUUUUAUGAUGAUUAGCAAGCUAUUCCCUGGAAGGUCUAGACGCCAGAUCAAGUUGAAAUUCAACAAAGAAGAACGCCGUGACCCCGGCCGCAUCAAAGACACUCUCCUGGGUCCGCGGGAAACAUUCGAUAUCCACACUUAUUCGGAGAUGACCAACACGAUCUACGACGACCCAAAGAUUAUCCAGCAGGAACUGGAUGAAGAAAAGAAAGCCAUCGAAGAACAACAUGCAAAAGAAAAACAGGCCCAGCAAGAACUUCUCCACAACCCAGAUGGCCCGAACGAAGGGGCCACCGACCCUGACAAGCCUAACACUGGGCCUACCAAGGGAAAACGCAAGAGGCAAGCUAAGGACAUGGGUGGUGCACAGGAGGAGAUCCUGGGCACGAUCGAUGAUUUCCCCUGA